AUUUGGAGCAUUUGGAUGCGUAUAACAAACAAAUAACAGAAAUGAAUUUCGAUGACCUCGUGGAAGAAAUGGAUUCCGAAGUGGAAUGCUAACAAACGUUGAGCCCCAUAGAAAUGCAGAACCGUCACAAAUUGUAGUACCGUCACCAUCGUCUGGCGGCCAUGCAGAUAUAAUCCAGAAGCUGGAUGCCAUUGAGACCCGUCUCACUGCCAUUGAAAAGUCCCUAACAGACAAAAUGCCAGAAAAGGCCGAGGUGCAGGCACAAAGUAAAAUAUUGCGCGAAUGCCGCGUCAUAGCGGCAAAGGCGCACCAUUCAAUUAGCCGCAUCGCCGGUGACUUGGAGGACGAGCAUUACGUGGAGCUCGCUUCGAAACUGCGCAUGUCAUCGAAAGAGCACAUGAGCUUCGUGGAAGACAAACUUUCACAAAAGGAAAGCGAGGAUGCUAUGAUGCGGCUAAUAUUGAAGUCAAAGGGCGCAAAAGGCAGUGUGGACGACGUACUGCGUGGUAUGUUUUCUGACGAUGUAAUGUACGACUACAAUUUAGAGGGGCGCAAGGAGAAGGAAUCCCUACUAAAGCUAAAGUGCGUAGGGUUAGUUUUUGAUAUAUUUCCUGACAAGGAUAAAAGCACUAUCUGUGGGGAUCACCGGAAAUCUGUGGCCUUAAGCCACAAUCGUUUUAAGCAAAAAAAGCAUAAGCUUAAGGCAAAAUUAAUAUAAGUUUUCUUAUUAUUACUUACAUAUAUUAGUUUUAAGUUGUAAAUAUUAGUUUCAAGUUGCUCAUAUUAGUUCUAAUUUGUAAGUUGAAGUUUCUA
Molecule: messenger RNA, 813 nt
Organism: Bactrocera tryoni
Lineage: Eukaryota; Metazoa; Arthropoda; Insecta; Diptera; Tephritidae
Exons: 7
Coding region: 86-718 (210 amino acids)
Source: RefSeq, a predicted model, not a curated record